Molecule: messenger RNA, 1248 nt
Organism: Eutrema salsugineum
Lineage: Eukaryota; Viridiplantae; Streptophyta; Magnoliopsida; Brassicales; Brassicaceae
Product: putative nuclease HARBI1
Exons: 3
Source: RefSeq, a predicted model, not a curated record
AUGCACCAGAAAACAAAGACAUUCACAAGAGCCCAUGUUGAUGAGGAUCUGAGUCAGUAUGUCAGUAUGUUUGCUUUUGUAGGGUUUGGAUUUUUGCAGGUGAGCAAAAAAAACAAGAAAAAGAGAGUUUUCAUUGAAAGAGAGAGGGAACAAGGUCAUGAUCGUUUGUGGAACGAUUACUUCAGUGACAAUCCAACCUACCCGGCAAAUCUAUUCAGGCGACGGUUUAGGAUGAACAAACCAUGGUUCUUACGUAUUGUAGAUCGUCUUUCAAAUGAAGUUCCUUACUUCCGGCAGAAGAAAGAUGCACUCGGACGGCUUGGUCUCUCUGCACUUCAGAAGUGCACAGCAGCAAUACGUAUCUUGGCAUAUGGCAAUGCUCUUGAUGAGGUUGAUGAGUACCUACGACUCGGUGCAACAACUGCUCGUUUGUGUUUAGAAAAUUUUGUCGACGGAAUUAUAAUGCUAUUUGGAGAUGAGUACCUACGACGCCCCACACCGGAAGAUCUUGAAAGAUUACUCUAUUAUGGAGAGCAACGGGGAUUUCCCGGGAUGAUCGGAAGCAUUGACUGCAUGCACUGGGAAUGGAAGAAUUGUCCCACCGCUUGGAAAGGCCAAUAUGCACGUGGCCAUGGAAAGCCCACUAUCGUUUUAGAAGCGGUGGCCUCAUAUGAUCUUUGGAUAUGGCAUGCGUUUUUUGGAUCUCCAGGUACGUUAAAUGAUAUCAAUAUUCUGGAUCGGUCACCCGUCUUUGAUGAUUUUAUAAAUGGUCGAGCUCCGAAAGUAAAUUUUACCGUCAACGGAAGAGAGUAUCAUUUGGCUUACUAUCUCACUGACGGGAUUUAUCCAAAGUGGGCUACGUUUGUCCCAUCUAUUCCACUUCCUCAGGGUUCUAAACCAUCUUUAUUUGCCCUAUAUCAAGAGUCUACCCGAAAAGAUGUUGAGCGUGCUUUUGGCGUAUUACAAUCUCGGUUUGCUAUUAUUAAAAAUCCGGCUAAUUAUUGGGAUAAAGGAAAAAUAGGUCAGAUUAUGAGAUCUUGUAUUAUACUCCAUAAUAUGAUAGUCGAAGAUGAACGAGAUGGAUACGGUGGAUUACUCAUACUCUACAAGUCUUCAUACCAAUAUUAAUAUUGCUGAGAUGAUGGAAGUUCAAAACAAAUAAAGGAUGGCAAACAACAUCACAAUUUGAAAAAAGAUUUGAUGGAAAAUAUUUGGCAAAAAUUUGGAGGUCAACUAGGAAACAACUGA